AUGACCGAUAUCCGCCGGUCACGUUCAAACACAUCAAUGUCUACCCGGAGUAACCGCCCGCCCUCGCGCGCGUCGACGACAAGCGUCCAUUCGUUCGAGCAAUUUCAACAACCGCAGCAAUCUCGGGCCGCCCAAUUUCCCCAGCAGCCGCAGUACCACGCACCCUUCACGACGAGUGAAGCUUUGCAGCCUGCACUAAUCCAAGCUGCCCAACAGGUCAGCGCGCAGGACCACCUCAUUAAUAUGAGCCUGGAAAGCGUCCAGCAGUACCUCGGUUACCCGGCCGACUCAACCACGAAUCAGCCUCAACCAAAUGGGCAGCCUGCGCAACCAGAUCACCAUGGCUACCAUAACCCCCUCCCACAGCAAUCGCAACUUUCACAGCUUUCGCAACACUCGCAACAUUCGCAGCAACACAGUUUUAUGGCUCCGUCGGUGGACAACGAAGACAAGAAGAAGAGGGCUUCCACCUCGGGAGCAGCGACCAACGACAAGGAGUUGCGCCAGUUGCUGAACCAGAACGAGGGUCGCAAUUUGAAGGACGUUGCGGCCGAGGUUAUUCAGAAUGAUCGGACGUCCAAAUCAGAAAAAUCGAAGCAGUUGUUCGCCAUGUUGUGGCUGCAGUCAGUUUGUCGCGUCGCAAAGACGUCGGUCCCGCGCAACCGCGUCUACUCCAAAUACGCAGAACGUUGCGGCACUGAUCGCGUCAUCCCUCUCAACCCGGCCUCCUUCGGAAAGCUUGUUCGCGUCAUCUUUCCCGGUAUCCAAACUAGGCGUCUCGGUGUUCGUGGAGAGUCCAAGUACCACUAUGUCGACCUGGAGCUUAUCAACGAUGGAGGUGAUGGCGACGAAGCGCGCCGCCCUAGCACUGGUGCUGCUGCGCAUCAUGCUAUGAAGCGUCAAACUUCUGGCACUCCCAGGCUCAACCUCGAGUAUGCGCUCCACUCGCAUCCCUUCAAAGGACAUGUAUUAACAAAAAACAGCGCCAUCCGACGUCUACCUGCAGACAACUCACAGUUUCCUCCUCGAGAACCAAGGGCAGAGUCUCACAAUACCUUUUAUACCCCAACCUCAUCACGCGGUGUACUAUUCACCGACAUCUAUUCAUCGCAUUUCCAACCAUCGCAGUCCCGCACAAAAUCCUCAUACGAACAUGAGCUCAAGUUUCCCACGCCAGACAUUCUUGAGGCCCCAGAUGCGUUUGUCGUCGAAUUGCCGGAUAUCAAGCCGUAUCUGCCAGCCCGUACCGACCCCGACUCUGCUGAUAACCUGGUCGCAAUGUACCGCUCACAUGUCGUCUCACUCGUGGACUCUGUACGUUACUGCAAGGAGAAACAGUUUUUUCGCUUGUUUGGCACUUUCCACGGCACUUUGACUGUACCAGUGCAGAAGUUGUUUGCAACACCAGAGCUAGCACCGUGGAUCAGAGAGUGUGACUGGAUGAUGUACCAGAAGAUGAUUAGGAACGUCUCUCAGCUGACGCUCCAAGUAGCGCCACCACCAGUCUUGAAGUUUCUUGACAAUGUCGCAAAGACUCUUCAUGCACACAUCGCUGCCAAAUUCAUGUCCUUACCGGUCCACGUCCUUGAGGCAAAGCUGGAACCCGCUACAUUGUUCGCUCACCUUCUACGACAGAUGCUCCGCGUCAACUCAGCAGCGCACGCAGCAGCCGUCAUGCUUACAGCGGAGAGUCAUCGGACUCAUAUGUACGCCGAUUGGCUCCAGCACGUGAAUAUCAAGCGUAUCAUUGCGAACGAGUUGCCCGCUUCAUGCCCGCACGAGGAAGUGUAUAAUAUUCUUACAACCGAGAUCCGGUCCAUGCUAGGCCCGCUGCCCCAGGAAAUCCAGUUACCCUCUGGAACGAUACAUCGAGCAGCAUACCCCGACCCACCCGCUGAUCCAUCCGAGUCGGUCAUUGACCGCAUCGCAGCAUUCCUAACUCGACUACCUUCACGCUUCCCUGGCGCACACGCACGGACUAUCAUGCAUUGCAUCAGCGCACUCGGUUCCGCAGCGCUACGAGAAAUCACAGUAGAGAACGGCAUCAGUUUCCAAGGAUGGUGGCUUACCAAGGUAUUCGUGGAUGAAAUGGCACAAUGGCUGGCUUCUAUAGGAGGUUUUCUGGGCCACUCGCCACCAGACUGGACGUCUUCAAAUUACUCUCCAGUGAUGGGCGACCCUCUCAACGCGGGUAUGACCAACGGUGGCAGCGGCAGUAACAACGAUAGCCGUUAUAGUAGCCUUGAGGCCGACUUUGGCCCCGACCAGUCGUUCAUGUCGACUACUAGCCAUGUAACUAUCCAGGAUACCGGAUCUAACCAAGAAGUCAAUACUGGACGCUUUACUCAACAAUCAUCACAGUAUAACAUGAGCUUUAGUUACGAUUACAAUUUGAACCCGUCACAACAAGAGUCGAACCACGACGACAGUGGCAUAGGCCUUGGCCUAGGUGGUCAGGAGGACGGCAUUGACGCCAAAUUUGCGUCCCAUCUCUCUUCUGCUCUCUCGCAGAGCGUCAGCUAG
Bipolaris oryzae ATCC 44560 is the source of this 2523-nucleotide messenger RNA. RefSeq lists its product as uncharacterized. The record is from RefSeq and is a predicted model, not a curated record. Gene Ontology annotation, molecular function: DNA-binding transcription factor activity, RNA polymerase II-specific; RNA polymerase II cis-regulatory region sequence-specific DNA binding. Lineage: Eukaryota; Fungi; Ascomycota; Dothideomycetes; Pleosporales; Pleosporaceae. The transcript is spliced from 3 exons. Gene Ontology annotation, biological process: regulation of transcription by RNA polymerase II. Bases 1 to 2523 code for a protein of 840 amino acids.